This is a messenger RNA of Thunnus maccoyii (southern bluefin tuna), 1600 nucleotides long. Its product is annotated as helicase POLQ-like. Lineage: Eukaryota; Metazoa; Chordata; Actinopteri; Scombriformes; Scombridae. Bases 191 to 1585 code for a protein of 464 amino acids. Gene Ontology annotation, molecular function: nucleic acid binding; ATP binding. The record is from RefSeq and is a predicted model, not a curated record. The transcript has 6 exons.
AGUUUAACGCUAGUGUCAUAUAUUGUUAAUACCUUUAACAACAUUAUUACUGUAGUAUAAUGUACUGGUGUCUCCGCUCCCCUCCUGUAUACAGUAUAUUUAUUGUGUUUGUGAGCUUUCUGUGCGGUUUGUUUACCAGCUGUGUGACAUGUAGCAUCAGGUGUGUGACGUCAGCUGGACCUGGACAGGUAUGAAUGCUGCAAAGAGAGAAAUCAAAGUAAAAAGAGUUUCCUCAAGAAAAAGGUCGAGAGACAUCCUGAAGACUCACCUGACACCUGCCAGAAAGAGAGGAGGAGGAGGAGGAGGAGGAGGAGGAGAGCAAUGUCCCAGAAACUGGAGGCUCAGCAGCAUCAUGGCUGAUAUAAAAGCUGUUGAGUACUGCAGUGACAGUGAGGACUUAUUUGGGGACUAUGACAGCAUCUUGGAGGACAGCUCUCUCUUGGCAAAGCUGGACGAUGCAGAGCAGAAUGAAAGGCAGCGUGACCUCCAGACCGAAGCUGUGGAUCAGCGAGACUUCACGACUCUGCGUCCAUCGAACGAGGACAUCCUCGGCGAGGACAUCCUCACAGACUCCAUCUUGGACGGCCUCGGAGACGAACCCUUCGAGGACUUACCGGCCAGCCGGCUUGAAUUUCAAGAACGAGUUCAUGAAAAUGCAAAGAGGAGCAAACUGCAGGACGGAGAUAAAACCUCUACACCUUUUAGAAACUCGGACGUAGAAAGAAACACGGAGGAUAAAACCAAGAGACAGAUGAAGGCGAGGAGGAGCGUGACCGACCAGCUGAAGAGGACGAUGCUCUGCAACGCCGCCGCUCCCUCCGAGGUUUCUCACUCUGUGGUGCUGAAAGAAGUGGUGGUUUCUGAGGAGAUCAGCGUCGCCAUGCAGGCCAUGGAGACUGUAUCUGCUCAGACAACCAACCUCGGACCUUUCUUUGGACUUCCCACCAAAGUGAAGGAACUCAUCUACAAACUGAGAGGAAUCAAGAGCCUUUAUGAUUGGCAGGAGACGUGUCUGAACCUGGACUGUGUUCAUCAGAGGAAGAAUCUGAUCUACUCGCUUCCCACCAGCGGAGGGAAAACUCUUGUCGCAGAGAUCCUCAUCCUCAGAGAGCUGCUGUGCAGGAAGAAGGACUGUCUGUUCAUCCUACCGUACAUAUCACUGGUGCAAGAGAAGGUACGUGGGUUAGCGAGCUUUGGUCUGGAGCUGGACUUCAUGGUGGAGGAGUACACUGGCAGCAAGGGCAAGUUUCCUCCAGUGAAGAGACGAAACCAGAGGUCUCUGUACAUCGCUACAAUAGAAAAAGCUCACAGCCUGGUCAACUCUCUGAUCGAGACCGACAGGCUGGAUAACCUCGGGCUGCUGGUGGUCGAUGAGCUUCACAUGCUGGGCGAUGGCAGCAGAGGGGCUGUUAUUGAAAUGACUCUGGCUAAAGUUCUGUAUAUGAGCAAAAUUGAUCUCAGCGCGCCAUGUUUGAGGAUGUCUCGAUUCAUAAAAUGCAUCUCGAGGAGAGAGGAGGCUUACUGGAGGAGCUAUGAGCGAGGAUACACAGGUGUAUCCUUUGCGGAUGUUUUUCGACACCUGUGACGUAUAAAAGAGGCG